This is a messenger RNA of Bombina bombina (fire-bellied toad), 6369 nucleotides long. It is a transcript of the gene ARID4A, whose product is annotated as AT-rich interaction domain 4A. The coding region runs from base 639 to 4514 and encodes 1291 amino acids. Gene Ontology annotation, molecular function: transcription cis-regulatory region binding. NCBI's taxonomy places the organism in Eukaryota, Metazoa, Chordata, Amphibia, Anura, Bombinatoridae. Gene Ontology annotation, cellular component: nucleus. Gene Ontology annotation, biological process: regulation of transcription by RNA polymerase II. The transcript is spliced from 25 exons. The record is from RefSeq and is a predicted model, not a curated record.
UCCUGCUCAACAGCUUGUUAUUCGUUUAUUGCUUGCAGUUCCUUGCGAGUGGGGUGUUGUAGGAGCGCAGAGUGUGAGUUAACUUUCCACGGGUGCCCGUGUUUGUCCCUUGGGGUGGUGUGGGUGUAGGACUGGUAGAUGCGUAAUUCCCAGAGCGGACUUUGUAGCAGGAUACGGGGCUGGCUAUUGAAUGGCUGCGGGAAACCAGGCUGGGAAUGUGGGGAUCCCGCUCUGCCAGACUGGUACUGAGGGCACAGCGUGAGGUGACGUGGGGUGCACGGCUCGCGACCAGCAGCUUCCUCGGGACGAUCCAGGGCUGGAUGAAGCGAGUGUGACGGGUCACGGCGCUCUGACAGGAGAAGCGACCGCCCUGCAGCCCCAGCACAAAGCUUGGGCCCCGGGGAGCUGAGUGAGAGCGGAACCGACCCCCAGCGAGACACUCCGGACUGAGAGCCAUCUCCUGAGUGAGAGACUUCUUUUUCUAUGGGAGAAAGACCGAGAUCAUUGGCAGAGCCCUCCUGUGAGAGAAAUCCUCUGUGACCGAAUCUUAGUGAGUGACCGAGUUCUGACAGAGAGAGAGACUUUCUGAGUUGUGAAGGAUAACCUUCGAGCUGGAAUCCCUCAAAUAACCUCUGAUCAUGAAGGCAGCUGAUGAGCCUGCCUACCUGACUGUGGGGACUGAUGUCAGCGCCAAGUACCGUGGUGCCUUCUGCGAGGCAAAAAUCAAAACCGUUAAACGCCUUGUGAAAGUCAAGGUGACUCUAAAGCAGGACAGCUCAACCCAGCUAGUACAGGACGACCAAGUCAAGGGGCCCUUAAGGGUUGGGGCGACUGUUGAAAUGAAAACACCUGAUGGGUCCCAGCAGGAAGCGAUUAUCUGUAAAUUGACAGAUGCCAGCUGGUAUACUGUGGUUUUUGAUGAUGGAGAUGAAAGGACUUUAAGGCGAACAUCACUGUGCUUGAAGGGGGAAAGGCAUUUUGCAGAGAGUGAGACCUUGGACCAACUUCCAUUAACAAAUCCAGAACAUUUUGGCACUCCAGUAAUUGGGAAAAAAUCAAAUAGGGGAAGGAGAUCCUCUCUUCCAAUGACAGAGGAUGAAAAAGAAGAGGAAAGCAGUGAAGACGAAGAUGAAGAUGUGAAACGUGUUGGUGAUGAACUCCUGGGCAAAGUAGUGUGUGUGAACUGUAACCCUGAAAAAGACACAGAGUGGUAUCCAGCUCUGGUUGUAUCUCCCAGCUGCAAUGAUGAUUCUACAGUGAAAAAAGACCAGUGUUUAGUUCGAUCAUUUGUAGAUACCAAAUUCCAUUCAGUUGCAAGGAAAGACCUUCAUGAACUUGAUAUUAACAUACUGAAAUCUGUUCAUUCUUCUAACCAAGGUAUGCAAGAAGCCUUCGCUUUUGUGAAGUCUCGGACUGUUCCUGAGAACUGGAAAAUGGACAUGAAUGAAAUCCUGGAGUCUUCCUGUAGUGAAGAUGAAGAUGGAGCGCCAGACCUCAGCGAUGGGGAACAGGGCAAAGGUGUAGAGGAAGAAGCAGAGCCAGAAGAGGAAAGUGACCCAGAAGAAAGGGACAAUUUUCUUCAGCAGCUUUACAAGUUUAUGGAAGACAGAGGUACCCCAAUCAACAAACCACCUGUAUUAGGCUACAAGGAUCUAAACCUCUUCAAACUUUUCCGGCUUGUGUAUCAGCAGGGAGGCUGUGAUAAUAUUGAAAGUGGCUCUGUUUGGAAGCAAAUUUAUAUGGACCUUGGUAUUCCUAUCCUGAAUUCAGCAGCUUCCUACAAUGUGAAAACCGCAUACAAAAAGUAUCUUUAUGGGUUUGAGGAAUAUUGCCGUUCUGCCGAUAUUCAGUUUAGGACAAUUCAUCAUAAUGAUCCUAAACCAGUAGAAGAGGUUCCGCAAGAGCAACAGCCAAUGGAAAAAAGUGAUAAUAAAGAGGCUGAAAAACUUCCUGAGGAAGUGAAAAUCGAGGAAGACACCGAUUCCAGCAGUGAACAUGAAAAAGAAGAAACUCAAAUUAAAUCACCAAGGGGAAGGCGGAGACUUCUGACUCCAGUAAUGAAAGAUCUGGAGGAUACUGACAAAAGAAGAGACAGCAACAAGGAAAACAAAGAUAUUGAAGACAAUUUGGACACAAAGGAGGACAAAAAAGAGGAAGAAACUACUCCAAACAGAAAGUGCGCUUUAGGCAAAUUAAAAGGAGAACCAAAAAUAAGGAAGCAGGAAGAGUCUGAUGAAGAAUCUGAUGAAGAUGACGAUAAGCAAUGUGAUGAACGAGAUGAAAUGGAACAUAAGGGAGAUACUGAAGCUGAAGAAGACACUGAGGAAAGGGACUGUCUAGCGGGCACCAAAGUGAAAGUAAAAUACGGACGUGGGAAAACCCAGAAAAUCUACGAAGCCAACAUUAAGAACACUGAGACGGAUGGAGGAGAAGUGUUGUAUCUCGUGCAUUAUUAUGGCUGGAAUGUGAGAUAUGAUGAAUGGGUGAAAGCUGACAGAAUCAUAUGGCCUUCAGACAAAGGUGGACCAAAAAGAAAAUUAAAGAAAAGAUCAAAAAAUAAAGAUGAAAAUGAAAAGGAGGAACGAAAGGAGGAAGAAAAGCAGAAAUCAAAACGUGGCCGUCCUCCUUUAAAAUCAACACUUCAGUCCAAUCAAACCUGUGUCCUGCCAAAGACGCCAAAUAGUGAUGGAAGAUCAUCCACUAAAAAUUCACGGAACAGCUUUUCUGAUUGUUCCUCUUUGUCUAAUGGAUUAGAAGGAGCAGUUCGUAGACGUACAAGGAGGAGCUCAGGCUUGUACGACUCCGAUAGAUGCUCAGUUGAUUCCAGUAGCUCUGAUAGUGAUACGGACGGAACUUCUGAUAAAUUAUCUGUGAAAGAAGAAUUUUUGCCUCUGGUUGCAAAAGAAUUGGAACCUAUCUUCUGCUUAGCAGAUACCAUCCCUGAGGAGGAAAAACCACAGAUCAUUUGUGUGUCAAAAGAUCGGGAAGUGAGUCCAACAAAGCCUGCUGAAACGCUAAAGCAAGAAGUAGAGGAAACUGAACAAAUUGUCCAGAUUUAUGGGGAACAAAUAGAAGAAAUAAAGAAGGAUUCUGAGAUAUCGCCAAAGCCUAAGGGGAGGAGAAGUAAAACAAAAGAUUCUUCUCCGGAACACACACAAAUCUUGCCAGCAACUCAAGAAGAGUCAUGUGUUGAGCCUCCAGUAGAACCUGAAAUGGUAACGUUUCCUUCUUUUCAAAAUGAGGAGGAGUUGGCAAUUAAAGAAGUGGAUCUUCCAGUUGACCCCUUAACAAAGGAGAAAAAAGGCACAAAAAGGAAAACGCUGGAACAAAUGUCUCCUGAGAAAAAGGUGCGUGUUGAGAGUGAGCUAGAAGAGCCAGUCAUUUUGGCAGAUGAAAAACCUGCAGAAAGCUCUGAAGUUCCAGAGCACGUUGAUGCAAUUACGGAAGAGCAGCUUGAAAAUGUAAAUGAGGAAAUGCCGUCAUUAACGGCAGAACUAAUGCCUGAGCAGAACUUUAGGACUGAUGAAUGUGAGAUGCCACUAGAUGAAAUCACUAAAAGCCCCUACAAAGAGGAGCAUAGUGUAAUGCCCUUUAUUGGACCAGAAACUCUGGUGUGUCAUGAGGUAGAUCUGGAGGACUUGGAUGAAAAAGAUAAGGUAGAGGAAAUGGUUAUACAAAAAGUAGAGAUUGACAGACAGACUUUAAAUUCUCCUACAAUGUCACCUGUAGUUCAGCCGCACAACUAUUCAGUGGCAUCUCCGCUAGCACUCAGCCAUGAUGAGUCUCACAGCAUAAAGAGUGAAAGUGACAUUACAAUUGAGGUAGACAGCAUUGCAGAAGAGUCCCAGGAAGGCCUUUGUGAGAGUGAAUCUGCUAAUGGAUUUGAGGCCAGCACCACCUCCAGCACCUGCAGUGUAACGGCGCAAGAAGUAGAAAUACGGGAAAAAGGUCCAAAAAGAAUGAGUGAGGGAAACUGUAAUCUGCUGUCAAAGAAACAAAAACGCACCCCAAAACGGAUAGGUGCAUGCUCUAAAAGUGAAAAGAAUGGGAUAGGGCAGAGCAGUGACAGCGAGGACCUUCCUGUACUCGACACUUCUGCUAAAUGCAGCCCAGUCAAACACACAAAUGUUCCCAAACAACAAAAAAUAGCAAGGUCACCAGCCAGAAUAACCUCUCCGCAUUGUAAAGAUGGAGAAAAGGAGAAGAAUCGAGAGAAGCACCAGCACUCCUCUCCGCGGGCGUACAAAUGGACACUGCAGCUCAGUGAAUUAGAUAACAUGAAUGGAACAGAAAGAAUAGUCUUUCUCCAAGAGAAACUACAGGAAAUGAGGAAAUAUUACAUGUCCUUAAAAUCUGAAGUAGCAACUAUUGAUCGGAGGCGGAAACGGUUAAAAAAGAAAGAGCGAGAAGUAUCCAAUGCAGGAGCAUCAAUGUCUUCAACAUCCUCUGAAACCGGAAUGAGCCCUUCCUCGUCCUCUCCCCCACAAAACACUCUUGCUUUAGAGUGCAGGUGAUACUGGUGUUUUCCCCCCCAGUUAUCAGCUGCCAUGGACAUAUACACACAUCCCCUCGACCCUAAAUACAACCACACAAAGCACUCAACUGGUUUGACAUUGCCAAGUAUUUUUUCUUUUUUUUCUUUCCAAUUUCCCUCUGCUGGAUCGCAUCCCUAAUUCCCAUUUCAUACAUAAUUUUAUUCUUAUUAAAUAAGAUGAUUAGGAAUAGGAGACUAGCAGUCAGCGUGCCACAGUGGUCCCUUCUUUUUCUAAAGAGAAUAAGGACACUUUUUAGAGAUUUGAAUGUCUGAAUAAAGUUUUCCGGAACACAUGAAGUACCCAGGAAAAAAGUGAAUAUGCUAAAGCAUCAAUGUGCUAGCAAAGAUGAAUUACCGUAAAUACAGCAGCUGCACUUGUGAUCUGGCUGCAAAUUACCUUCCCAUUUUUAAGGUCUUCAUUUUGGAAGCACUUGCUAUAUAUAUAUUUAUAUAUAUAUAUAUGUAUAUAUACACAUAAAUAUAUAUAUAUAUAUAUACAGAACUGCCAAAGUCCAAUGUGUUCAGCAGAGUGCCCAGUUUUAAAACUGUAAGCAAGACAAAAUAAGUUGUUUAAGGGAAUGUAGUUGACUGAAAAAUACAUUUAGAAGAAAAAAAGUCUUCCACUUUUUACAGGAAUUUAGAGCACAUGAUUAUGCAAAUAUUUUAACCUUUAUUAAUGUUUACAGUGGAAUUGUGAAUAAGUUUUCAGUGGACUAUAUAUCCCUUGACAAAUAUAUUUUGUCUUUUUCUAUGUAAUUUCAGAGUUUUUAUUUUGUUACAAAAAGACAAAAAGAAAAUAUAUGACAGCAGCGAAGUUAUUUAACCAGAUUUCUAAAGCUGAUUUUUUUUUUUGUGUAAAAUAAGGUAUUAUCUUGCAACUUGUUAAAUAUAUUUAUUCAGACAUUGGAUGUUGUAUUUUUAUGUAUUUUUUAAAAUAUUAAUAAAAUUAAAAAAAAAAAAAGAGGAGGGUCAAAUUUCUCUUCCAAUACAAUAGCGCUUAGUCCUAUCACACUGAAAAGCUAUUACCGUAUUCCUGUUCUUUAAACUUUGGCAGUCCUUGUACGUAAUUACUUAUCAGCAACUAAAUUAUUCUAGUUGACUUCAUAACACUCAUUCUCUGUGAUCAUCUUUGCUAUACUGCCUAACAUAUAUCUCUUGGAGUUGAGAUGCAGCAUUAAGUAAGGUGUGUUCUAUGGAUUGUUCCAUAGGGUGAUACAUUUUGUAAAUAUUCCUUCCUGAAACCUGUAUUUAAAAGCAGUUUUGCAUAUACAUUAUGUACAAAGUGAUUUUUUUUAUCAAUUUGUAUUCAUGUUUGUACAUUAAACAAGGGUUUUUUAAAUCCCUCCUUCUGUGUUUAAUAUGCUGUACACUCAUACAGAUACUCUGUCUUGCCCAUUAUUACUCAGACUACGUCCUAGGUUACCUCAUCCAGUAUCUUGGACUUAAGCUGAUAAGUUAUACAUUCACUUCUAUACACGUUGUAAAUGCAUCUUUGGUAAAUCGGUGAUCAUGCGUAAAAUGUGGCCUGGCCAUGGUGCGCAGGUAAUGGGCGAGAAAGUGCACUAGGCUGUAUAUCAGGACGUUUUACUCGCAGGAGCGGAUAGUGUGUGUGAGCCAAACAGUAUGUACAAUGAGUAGCAUUACUAAAAUCAGUGUAUUUUAUUUUGCCUCAUUGUGAACGCUAGUCUGAUGCCACCAUCUCUGGCUGCAGAACAGCACAAUAAAACAUUCUCCUGUAAUAUGCACUUUUUCUGUCUUUUUCAUAAGCAACACAGAGAUGUAUAUGUAAAAAGCGCUCGCUGAAGAGCAUCAAUAAAGGCCAUGGUUUAAACUUA